This is a messenger RNA of Etheostoma spectabile (orangethroat darter), 4022 nucleotides long. RefSeq names its product papilin a, proteoglycan-like sulfated glycoprotein (gene paplna). The record is from RefSeq and is a predicted model, not a curated record. The coding region runs from base 246 to 3860 and encodes 1204 amino acids. The transcript has 27 exons. Gene Ontology annotation, molecular function: serine-type endopeptidase inhibitor activity; metalloendopeptidase activity. NCBI's taxonomy places the organism in Eukaryota, Metazoa, Chordata, Actinopteri, Perciformes, Percidae. Gene Ontology annotation, cellular component: extracellular matrix. Gene Ontology annotation, biological process: extracellular matrix organization; proteolysis.
AGAGAGAGAGAGAGAGAAACAAAGGGAGUCCAGCGAGAUAACCCUACUCAUAUAUCCAGGACAGUGCUGCUCUAUUUCAGACGCAACUUCCAAGUCAAAGCUCCCGGAGAGAAAGCAGCUGUCAGUCCGAGUCCCGCUGCGCCCUGCACGGUCCCGCCUGCCUCCCUGCCUGCCUGCCUGCCCGCCUGCCUGGUUCGUCUGGGGCUCCAGGAAUCCGCAUUAAGAGACCACUGAACAGGGGAACAAUGAAGAUGCUCCUGCCUCUGGUAAUCCUUCAGCUGCUCUUGGCUCCAGUGCUCAUGGUGCCCAGUGUGGAUCACUGGGACACAUGGGGUCCUUACGGAGAAUGCAGCCGGAGCUGUGGCAGCGGAGUGACCGCAAGAACCAGACGCUGUAUCACCCACAGGACUGAUGGAGGACACAACUGUGUUGGACCAGACAGGUCUUACCGCACUUGCAACAUCCAGGACUGUCCCGAGGGAUCCAAGGAUUUCCGUGAAGAGCAGUGUGCCCAGUUUGAUGGCACUGACUUCCAGGGGAAACUCUACAAGUGGCUCCCAUAUUAUGGAGCUGAGAACCCCUGUGAGCUGAACUGCAUGCCAAGAGGAGAGAACUUUUUCUAUCGCCACCGCAGCUCUGUGGUUGACGGUACGCCUUGUCACCCUGGAAGGAGGGAUGUUUGUGUGGAGGGAGUCUGCAAGCGUCUGGGCUGUGACAACCUGUUGGAGUCUACGCAGCAGGAAGACCCCUGCCUGCAGUGUGGGGGGAGCGGACAGUCCUGCUACCAAGUCAAGAACAGCUUCUCUGUACGCGACCUUCCAACUGGUUACAACCAGAUGUUCAUCAUCCCUGUUGGAGCCACCACCAUCAGCAUCCGAGAAACAGUGGCCACACGCAACUACCUUGCUAUCAAGAACCUGCGUGGUGAGUACUACCUCAAUGGCCACUGGGUAAUUGAGUUUUCCAGGGCGACACGCAUUGCUGGAACAAUGCUGUACUACCAGCGAGGAGCUGAGGGGGACAACGUCCCAGAAACCAUCAUCGGCCGCGGCCCCACCACCGAGCCCCUUGUUGUUGAGCUGAUCAGCCAGGAGCCCAACCAAGGAGUGGAGUAUGAAUUUUAUCUUCCCAAUGGACGCUCCAGAGAGGGCUACUACUGGAGCUUUGGAUCCUGGUCUUCCUGCAGCAGAGAGUGCGGAUCAGGCUACCAGUCUCGUUUGGUCUUCUGCACCAUUGAUAACGAGGCCUACCCUGACUAUCUCUGUGCAUCUCUGCCCAGGCCACAGACCAACCGCACAUGCAACUCCCACGCAUGCCCACAAAUCCGCAGCUGGAAAACCGGCGAGUGGAACACCUGCUCGGUUACCUGUGGUGGAGGCUCUCAGGUGCGCAGUGUGCAGUGCGUCUCCCAUGAUGCCGCUGGGCCCCGCGUGGUGGAGGAUGCCAUUUGUGCCGCCAACGCCGAGGCACCGCCCUCUCUGCAGACCUGCAACAUGCAAAAGUGCGCAGAGUAUCAAGUGACUAGAUGGAGCGCGUGCUCAGUGACCUGUGGUUCAGGUGAACAGACCAGGGAAGUCACCUGUGUUGGUUCAGCAGGAAUGAGGCUGGAGGAAACAUCCUGCAGCGCUCUGCUCCGCCCGACUGCCGUCCGACCCUGUGAGAUGGCCGCCUGCCUGAGACAGAUCAGCUGGCACGUCGGAGACUGGGGACUGUGCUCUAAGAGCUGUGGCUCCGGCUCCCGAGAGCGACAGGUGAUCUGCUCUGACCGAGAGAGGAACCUGUACCCUGUGAGCCAAUGUAACGUUCACCCCAAACCCUCCACCAUGGAGCGCUGCAACACCCAGUCCUGCUACAGUCCACAGCUGGUUCCCAGCAUCCAGGACACACGAGGACACGAAACCACACAGACUGUUUUCCAGCCCUAUGUGCCAGACCACGCAACAGCCCGCCGGCCAGAGACAGAUCCAACACGUACAAACACAGUCCAGGACCCUCACGGCUCCGCCCCGGCCCUCCACUGCAGCCAGUCCUAUUACGGCUGCUGUCCAGAUGGACGUACCUCAGCCGGGGGACCCCAGGGUCUGGGCUGCCCACAUGUCCCAGCUCCCCCUCCUGCCCAGCCACACUGCGCCCACACCAGUUAUGGCUGCUGCCAAGACCGGCUGACGGCUGCUCAGGGCCCCAACAAGGAGGGCUGCGCCGAGUAUGCUGCCCCUGCACCCACUGCUGCUUCUUCUCUCCCCACUGAGAAUGCAGCACAGUGCCGUCUCACCACCUACGGGUGCUGUUAUGACCGCACCACACCUGCAGGAGGACCCAACGGGGAGGGCUGCCCCAGCCCACCCAACCACAUUGAGCACUCCAUCUGCUCCCUGCCUCGUGCUGCCGGCUCCUGCAGCACCUGGACCCCACGCUACCACUACGACGUCAUCACCUCCAAGUGUCUGCACUUCUGGUUUGGAGGUUGCCACGGCAACAGCAACAACUUCAUGACCAGGGCUGAUUGCCAGAGGGCGUGCCAGUCGCCUUCACCGAGCCAGCAGGGCCCGGGGCCGCUCGCUCCAGCCGGAGAGCCCACUCCUAGAAGAGAAUCCACCCCUGGAAGCGCCACAUCUGGAGGAGGGUCAACAAGUGCGGGGUCUCGCAACAUGGGGAGGAUUUUCACAGUGCAGGGAGGCACCGGCACCGGCAGACAGGCCACCAGUGCCGCCUCACAUGCCCACAGAGCUAGAGUCCACCUGCGCCCCCGCAGACCUUCCCCUGCUACUGCUGCACAGCACAUGGGCCCGGCAGCGAGUUUGACCCUGGGAGAAGUGAGCAUUGAUAAGACGGACCCCUCCACAGUGGAAGCUUUAGUGGGCCAGACAGUUGUGCUGCCCUGCCGAGUCAGUCCGACGCCGUCCUCCACUGUCAGUGUCCAAUGGAGAAGAGACGGCGUCCCUCUGUCUACUCACAGGCAUCACCAGCAGCCCAAUGGUUCCCUGUUAGUUGGUCCUCUGACUAAAACGGACUCUGGUUGGUUCCUGUGUGUGGCUACUCGUGAACAGGAGAGAGACCACCGCUACAUUUACCUGUCUGUCUCAGGUAAUGCAAACAGGCUGGUUCCCACCUCACUGCCCAGAGAUGGUCCUCUCCCUCGGUUCAGUAUUGAGCGGUCAAGCUCAUCUUUGCUGGAAAUGCGAGCGGGACAAACUGCCAGACUGCCCUGCACCAUCGUCCCUUCCUCAGCGCUUCAGUCUGUCAACAUUCAGUGGACUAAAGAUGGACACACCCUCAGUGACUCCAGGUAUAGCCAACAUUCAGACGGCACUCUGACCAUCGGCUCUGUGAAGUCUUCAGACUCCGGCAUGUACACAUGUACCGCCUCCACCCAGCAGCAGCUGGAGCAGAGACAGCUGCAGCUCAGAGUCCAAGCUGACCUAAAGAUCACCACAGCUCCCAAUAACAUCCAGGUGUCUGAAGGCAGCACAGCUUUGCUCCCCUGUGUGGUGUCAGGAGACAACGUCAACAUUGGCUGGUCCAGGAAUGGCAUUCCAGUGCGUCCAGAUGGCCGUACCAUCCUGAUGUCCUCUGACGGCAGCCUGAUCCUGAAUGACGUAAAGCCAUCAGACGAGGGCACUUACACCUGCAACGCUUACACUGGCAUCUACUCUGUGAGUGCCACGGCCGAAGUUAGAGUCUCUAAAGACACGCAACAAGGUGAUGAUGUGCCUCCAGACUGCAUGGACCAGCCGGAGCUUGCCAACUGCGAGCUGAUAGUUUACGCCCGACUUUGCUCCAACUCGUACUACUCCAGCUUCUGCUGCGCCAGCUGUACCCGGCACUCACAGAACAACGGCAGGUUGGGUCGGCGAGGCUGAAGCCGCACAGGGUUUAAAAACUGUAGGACGGGGACGGGACGGGAAAUGUUAAAGUUUUUGGGAGGACUGUAUUUAAAACUGAACUUUUGCCUCCAAACACUGAUUUCUGACUAGGUUGUGCAGAAUUGCAAUGAAGGCUGUGCAAUUAGUCGAACUGUAAUC